AUGGUUAUUCGUAAUAAGAACGCCACAUUAGUGGUGUUGGGUGAUAUCGGACGAAGUCCUCGAAUGUGCUAUCAUGCAAAAUCGCUUGCUGACAAAAACUAUCGAGUGCAAAUUGUUGGUUAUGCGGAUCAUUUACCACAUCCGACGAUUAGCGAACAUCCCAACAUUCGUAUAAUUGCGCUACGACCUCCACCAGCAUCCCUCAAUAAUCUACGGCCCGCGUUCGGUCUUUUCUUGAAGUUCUUCUGGACGUUGGCCACACUUUUGUUUGCACUGUUUUUCCGUAUCGACUGGCCACUUCUUAUCUUGAUGCAAAAUCCACCCGGUGUUCCGUGCAUGUUGGCGUGCUGGAUUGUGGGUUGUUUUCGUUGA
Molecule: messenger RNA, 372 nt
Organism: Anisakis simplex (herring worm)
Lineage: Eukaryota; Metazoa; Nematoda; Chromadorea; Rhabditida; Anisakidae
Source: the annotation of a GenBank genome assembly